UAGGUGUUUUUUCUUCGUAUCAAAGUCAAUCAACAAUCGAUAAACAAAGAUAGAAAAUUUUUUUUCUUUUUCUUCCCAAGUUUUUACGAAUUUUCAAGAAAAGAAUAUCGAAAAACUUUCUAAAAACAAUUCAUUGCCGUUGUAUUUCGAUAAAUUAUUGUUCGGCGUAAGUGGAAGAUUCAAUAUUAUAUAUUCCAACACCAGAAAACCUAUAUAAUUAGUCGUAAAUGGCCAAGCAUCAUCCAGAUUUGAUCUUCUGCAGAAAGCAACCCGGCGUUGCUAUUGGCAGGCUGUGUGAGAAAUGUGAUGGAAAAUGUGUGAUAUGUGAUUCGUACGUCAGACCGUGUACCUUAGUCAGAAUUUGUGAUGAAUGUAACUACGGAUCUUAUCAGGGACGUUGUGUUAUUUGCGGUGGUCCUGGAGUAUCGGAUGCUUAUUAUUGUAAAGAAUGCACUAUUCAGGAAAAAGACCGCGAUGGAUGCCCGAAAAUUGUAAAUCUUGGAAGUUCAAAAACAGAUCUGUUUUACGAGCGAAAGAAGUAUGGUUUCAAGAAGCGAUAGUCUUCGGGUUUCAUUUCCAAUCGAUUGUAUGUUGUUUGUAAUUUUAAUUCGAUAUCUUUCCGUGUAAAUUUUCUAAAUUUAUUCAUUAAUAUAUAGCAUUGUUUUUA
Molecule: messenger RNA, 667 nt
Organism: Planococcus citri (citrus mealybug)
Lineage: Eukaryota; Metazoa; Arthropoda; Insecta; Hemiptera; Pseudococcidae
Gene: Phf5a
Product: PHD finger protein 5a
Exons: 3
Coding region: 228-560 (110 amino acids)
Biological process (GO): mRNA splicing, via spliceosome
Cellular component (GO): catalytic step 2 spliceosome; precatalytic spliceosome; U2 snRNP
Source: RefSeq, a predicted model, not a curated record